This is a messenger RNA of Loa loa (African eye worm), 1876 nucleotides long. RefSeq names its product CBR-PGP-4 protein. NCBI's taxonomy places the organism in Eukaryota, Metazoa, Nematoda, Chromadorea, Rhabditida, Onchocercidae. The record is from RefSeq and is a predicted model, not a curated record. Gene Ontology annotation, biological process: transmembrane transport. The transcript is spliced from 11 exons. Gene Ontology annotation, molecular function: ABC-type transporter activity; ATP hydrolysis activity; ATP binding. Bases 1 to 1863 code for a protein of 620 amino acids. Gene Ontology annotation, cellular component: membrane.
AUGGUGGAUCUGGUACGGAGUAAAUCGCUAGAUCAAGUUUCUCGGUCAAUAUCCACUACCUCGUCCAUACUUCGAUAUGUCGAGGACCCGAAACAAGAAGCAAAUGAAGUAGAAGCGAUGGAAGGAUCCAGUUUGUUGAACAUUUUACGGUUCGCACGCGACGAGUGGUUUUUGCUUCUUUGCGCAUUAUUUUUUGCGCUUUUGAAAGGAUUAAUGUUCCCGAUUUUUUCGAUCAUCUAUGGAGCUAUGUUUCAGUCUCUAGCGAGACCGACUGCGGAGCAAAGGUUGCACGAGGCUUUUAUGAAUGCCAUAUAUUUUAUUGUCCUUGGUAUCAGUUACGGGUUCGUGAUAUUCUUAGCAAGCUAUCUGUUCGGUGUUGCCGGGGAAUCGCUCACCAAACGAUUACGUGUUGCGUUGUUUGCCAAUAUUGUCAGUCAGGAUGGCGAAUACUUCGACUCAUUGGAUCAUGCAUCGGGUAAUCUUAUCACUAAAUUAGCCACAGAUGUACCGAAUGUUCGUGCUGCAAUUGAUCACAGACUUGCAGACGUGUUGCAAGUGAUAACCUCCAUACUUGUUGGUAUCGCUAUUGCAUUCUAUUAUGGUCCGAAAAUGGCAUCAAUUGGUAUGUUGACAACGACAACACUAAUGCUUUGUCAAAUAAUCAUUGCGCAGUAUCUGAAAAAAAAAUCCGAGAAAGAUGAAAUGAUAACUCGCGAACCAUUUCGGCUCGCCGUGGAAGCACUGAAGCAUCACAAAACAGUGCAAUAUUUGACACGCGAACAGCAUUUCUGUGAUGAGUUCAAUAAGCAAAUGCGAAAAUCGCACAACAGAAAUUUACACCGUGGUAUUGUUCAAGCUUUUGCUUUCGCGCUUCAUUCAUCUUUCAUUUACUUUAAUUUUGCUUCAACAUACCGUUGUGGUUUAUGGCUUAUAGAGAUUGGGAAUGCCACCCCAUUUCAUAUAUUUCAAGUGAUUGAAACAUUGCAUGUGGCAUCCAUGAAUGUAUUAGCCAUUGGAAUUUAUUUCCCGGAAUAUAUACGGGCACGCUUAAGUGCCAGUUUGAUCUUCAAAAUGCUUGCUGAAAAGCCGAGGAUUAGCAGUUUACCGGAAGGCAGAAGAAAAGUACUUCGAGGAAACAUUAAGCUUGAAAAUGUCCGAUUUGCAUAUCCGGCAAAUCGGAAUCGACUGGUAGUAAAAGGAUUGACAAUGGAAGCUCUGAAAGGCAAAAUGGUAGCUUUGGUGGGUUCCAGCGGAUGCGGGAAAUCAACCGUUAUCGAGUUAAUUGAGCGGUUUUACGAUCCACUCAACGGUAGAGUAAUGUAUGACAACACCGAUAUCCGAUAUUUGAAUCUUUACAAUCUUCGAAAUCAAAUAGCUUUAGUAAGCCAAAAUCCAAUCCUAUUCAACUAUUCAAUUCGUGAAAAUAUUGCUUAUGGCUUGAGUGAUGUCAAUCAAAGACAGAUCGAGGAAGCUGCAAAACAAGCUAAUGCUCAUAAUUUCAUAAUGGAGAUGAAGAAUGGUUAUGAUACAAUCGUCGGUGAAAAUGGUGGUCAUCUGUCCGGUGGUCAAAAGCAACGCAUCGCUAUUGCACGAGCUAUAAUUCGGAACCCAAUAGUACUUUUGCUGGACGAAGCAACAAGUGCUUUGGAUGCUGAGAGCGAAAAGGUGGUGCAAGAUGCUUUGGAAAGAGCUUGUAACGGUCGGACAUGCAUUGUCAUAGCACAUCGUUUGUACAGCAUCCAGAAUUCGGAUCAAAUUCUGGUAAUGAACAAUGGCGCUAUAGUUGAAUUUGGUACUCAUCGAGAAUUGUUACGUCAAAAAGGUCUUUAUGCCAAUCUCAUUGCAAUGCAAAAUCUUCAGUAGUUCCACCUCUCGC